Silurus meridionalis is the source of this 6371-nucleotide messenger RNA. RefSeq names its product nuclear factor of activated T cells 3a (gene nfatc3a). The transcript has 11 exons. The record is from RefSeq and is a predicted model, not a curated record. Gene Ontology annotation, cellular component: transcription regulator complex. NCBI's taxonomy places the organism in Eukaryota, Metazoa, Chordata, Actinopteri, Siluriformes, Siluridae. The coding region runs from base 2505 to 5594 and encodes 1029 amino acids. Gene Ontology annotation, biological process: calcineurin-NFAT signaling cascade; cytokine production; regulation of transcription by RNA polymerase II. Gene Ontology annotation, molecular function: DNA-binding transcription factor activity, RNA polymerase II-specific; RNA polymerase II cis-regulatory region sequence-specific DNA binding; transcription factor binding.
UAUUAAGGUUAUUAUUAGGUUAUUUUAAUCUCACCACUCUUUUAACUCUCUCGCUCUCCUCUACCAGUGACGCUAUCAAUAAAGUUUAUAAGGUUAUUAAGCAUCUUUAUCAGCAAAGAGCAUAGUACAUGUAGCCUUCCCAGAAUUUAUUGUUCUCCAAAAAAAAAAAAGAAAGAAAGAAUGUUGCAUUAGGCUGCGGAAAACUGCGUUUAAACACAAAAGGGUGUUUUAAUUCUAUUGAUUUUAUAGAAACAUGUACUUAGCAUUGCUGACAAGGCUCACCAGUUCGAUCAUGAGCUUCAGGUUACUGAAUGUCCUCCUUAUGUCCUUUUGGUUUUCUUUAAGGUUCUUUGGUUUCCUCCGACCUCUCAAAACCAUGCAUUAGGUUUAGGACAGACUAAGCUAAUUUGUUAUGCACUUGGUGUACCUUGACCAGGACAAAAUGGUUUGUAAGAGCAAUGACAAAAUAUAUAUUUCAGGACAAAACAGAAAACACAAUGAAGUUUUCAGAUUUUGGUCAAAUAAAUGUUCAGAAAAUAUGAACAAAUCAUUUGGACAGGAAAUGAAAAAAAAAAAAAAUAGACUAAAAGAACAAAGAAAAAUUUAAUUUACACUGUUACUACAGUCAGUGUUGACUUCAAACAAUUGAUGAGCAGUUAAAACCUGUUUCCCAGUUACUCUUGUUUAAUGUGAGACCUAAUAUUCUAAAAAGCCUUAAAUCAGAACCCUGACCAGGCCAAAACAUGAUCUUAAUUGACUUGGUGGAGCAUCAUCUUCUUGGAAAAUACCACCUGAUCAUUCUUCUUUAGUAAAACGUCUGUGGAAAGCAAACCUUACUGCAAUACUUUCCUGUAUCCCUCCCUGUGAUAGAGAGGCAGUCACAAUUGUAUUCCUCACCAGAUUUUCAAGAGACACCUCUCUGAAGCAUCACCAUCAAGUCCAGAAGUGAUUCAGCACUCUACAAAAACAAUACGCUUAACCACUCUGAAUCAAACCUGACAUUUUCUGCCAGGAAGUCUCAGGAAUAUGUUUGUUUAAUUCUUGCUAAUGUUCUGAUCAAUGAUUUCUGGUUAAGACCGUAGAAAACAUUAUACAGUAAUCCCCCGCUUUCCUGCGGUUCGAAUCUCAAAGCACCCGGUUAAUCGCAAUUGUUUUUGCCACAUAGCUAAUUAGUUUGGCUCAUUUUCCCGGUCUCUCGCGGAUAAUACGAUAGACCAUAGUACGAUAGACAUGGCGUUUCAUGUUGAAAUAAUGAAAUGUAUUAAUAAAAAUAUAAUUAUGAAUUAUUUAAUUAUUUUGGAGUGGCUUCCGUUUGUCGUGUUUUUUGUCGCUGUUUUGGAACGUAACAACCGCGAUAAACGGGGGAUUACUAUAUAUUGACACAGGGGAUGUGGAUCAUUUGGCUGUACAGAAACAAUACAAUUAAAAAAAUAAAAAAGCAAUGUAUUGUGAAUUUAUUUCAAUUGUAUUAACUUCUGCGAUCUUCAGGAUAUUUUAAUAAAAAAAUUAUAAAUUACCAUUUCCAUCAAAAAUAGCACUUGUUUCAGUCAGCACUUGUUUUGCAUCGACAAAUGAAGAACCCACUUAUUCUUUAUUAUGAUGUCACAUUUUUAUGAUAUAUAUAAACUAAUUAAUAUUCAAAUUAUAUAUGCAUAAUAUGAUAUAUACAAUAUUGUGUGUAUAAAUUGCCAAUGGUAAUGUAAAUGAUUUCUGCUCUUUUUAUACACACACACAAUUUACUUUCCUUUUAUUAUUAUUUAUGUUUUUAUUUAUUUAAUUUUUUAUGUUUUUAUUAAUUUAUUUCCCCAUAAUCACCAUAACGGGAGAACUGCAGUACCCAUGAGCACCGAGCGCGAGUGCGAGCGCGGCGCCGAGCGCGAGGGCGCGCGUCAGCGAGUGCGCGCGCGCGCGCCCGUGUUGUGUGCCGACUCGGCUGCUCUGCUGACGUCACGGCUGGAACUGCCCUGUCACGCGCUGUUAAGUAAAAGUUGGGAUAGAGUGAGACACUGAGCGCGCGCGCGCGAGACAGAGAGAGAUAGAGAGUUAGAGAAAAAGAGAGAGAGAGAGAAAAGAGGGAGAGAGAGAGAGAUCAGUGUUGAUAAACACGCGGAUGAAAAUAUUCGGCUCCGUUGCAAAGUUGUUUAGAGGAGCAGCGGAACUCUGCAUGAACACAGACCUAGUGAGAGAGAGAGAAAGAGAAAAAGAAGGAGGAGAAGAAGAAGGAGCGCGCGCGCUUUAGUAAAAGACUUAAACCCGAUUAGGUGUGAAACUCCGUGCUAAAGUUGAGCUCUUUUCCUCCUGCCUGUUGUCAAUGUUGUGAGCGCUGGAGGAGAGGCGGGAGAGCCGGCGCGGAGAGACGGGACAGAAACCGAGCUGUCAAAGCCGAUGAGUAGUGCAGACUGCAGCGGGAAUGAGGAGCUGGACUUCAGGCUGAUCUUCGGUGAGGACGGCCAGCAGCCGCCGCCAGGCCCCGCAGGGGCAGAUGGUCAUAUCCUGGCCUGAUCAUGGUGCUUUCCCACUUGGCUUCAAGACGAUGCUGUAAGCAGAUAUCAGAUCUGGAGCCUGAUGACACCACUUCGUUCUACAUCCUGAACGUGGGUCAGCCUCCGGCAUUGGUUAACCAGGCCCUAGGUGUCCAGAGGCAUGGAGUCCAGCCUCACUCACAGCUCAUCUCUACUUCCCCUACAUUGCAUCCCCUCCACAAACCCUUUGAGCCCAGCUAUGAGUCCCCAGGUUCCAAAUACCUUCCAAGUGAAGGUGGAGGUGGUGCAGGUAGGCCCCCAAAGGCCUUUGAAUGCCCUAGCAUCCAGAUCACCUCCAUCUCCCCAAGCUGCCAGCAAGAGCUCGAUGGGACUGAGGCACACCUUAGGUCCAAAGGCGUGGAUGGUGACUUCCACGAGCGACCGCUGUCUCGGGACCACCUGUAUUUGCCACUGGAUCACUCGUACCGUGAUUCGUCAUUGAGCCCAAGUCCCUGCAGCAGCUUGUCAUCACGCAGCUGGUUCUCAGAUGCUUCAUCGUGUGAGUCCAUGUCGCAUGUGUAUGACGAUGUGGACUCAGAGCUGAACGAAGCGGCGGCACGUUUCACACUCGGAUCUCCUCUCGCUUCACCUCAGGGUGCCCCACUAGAGGAGCACUGGCAACAGCACCAUCACCACCACCAUCCGGGUUACGGGCCACCACUCUCCCACCCACACACCAACUCUCUCUCUCCACGUCAGUCACCAUGCCACUCCCCACGCACCAGCAUCACAGAUGAGAACUGGCUCAGUCCACGUCCACCUUCACGUCCAUCCUCGCGGCCUACAUCUCCGUGUGGUAAAAGGCGCCACUCCAGUGCCGAAAUCUGCUACUCGGGUUCGCCCCAUCACUCUCCCACACCAACCCCGGGCCCUUCGCCGAGAGGCAGCGUCACAGAGGACACCUGGAUCGGAAGUCCUGUAGGUAUGCCACCCUUCCAGUGCUGCACCCCAGACCCUGACAUCCCUUCCAAGACCAGGAAGACGUCACAGGAUUGUACCGCUACGCUCCAGACCGGGAAAAAUGACCUCAGCCUGGAUGAUUCAGGAAAUGUCUCACCUCUUCGUGAUUCCCCGGCUGACGAAUCCAUGCAUGGACUGAAAAAAGAUGGAGCUGGGGAGCAAUUCCUUUCCGUGCCCUCUCAUUUCACUUGGAACAAACCCAAACCAGGGCACACACCUAUUUUCAGGACGUCCUCUCUGCCCCCCCUGGACUGGCCCUUGCCGAGUCAGUACAGUCAGUUUGAACUGAAGAUCGAGGUGCAUCCGAAAGCCCACCACCGGGCACACUAUGAGACCGAGGGCAGCCGAGGAGCCGUCAAAGCAGCCUCCGGCGGACACCCUGUCGUCAAGCUCAUGGGCUACAACGAGAAACCUGUAAAUCUGCAGAUGUUCAUCGGGACUGCAGACGACCGCUAUUUGAGACCGCAUGCUUUCUACCAGGUUCACCGCAUCACAGGCAAAACAGUGGCCACAGCGAGCCAGGAAAUCAUAAUCGCUAGCACCAAGGUUCUGGAGAUUCCACUCCUUCCUGAGAACAACAUGUCUGCCAGUAUUGACUGUGCUGGGAUUCUAAAGUUGAGGAACUCCGAUAUUGAGCUGAGAAAAGGCGAAACGGACAUCGGGCGGAAAAAUACCCGAGUGCGUGUGGUGUUUCGGGUUCAUAUUCCACAACCCAAUGGGAAAGUUCUGUCCUUACAAGCUGCCUCAAUCCCUGUGGAAUGCUCCCAGCGCUCGGCACAGGAGUUACCUCAGGUGGAGAAGUUCAAUUUCAGCAGCUGUCUGGUCAGUGGAGGAGAGGAAAUGGUCAUCACAGGUUCAAACUUCUUCCCUGAGUCAAAGGUCAUCUUCUUGGAGAAAGGACCCGAUGGACGACCACAGUGGGAAGUAGAAGCCAAGAUCAUUCGUGAGAAGAGUCAAGGAUCAAGCAUGGUCGUGGAAAUUCCACCAUACCACAGCAAGAGCAUCACUUCGGCGGCACAGGUGCAGUUCUACGUGUGCAAUGGGAAGCGGAAAAGGAGCCAAUCACAACGAUUCACCUACCUGUCAGUCUUGGUGAAACAGGAGCACCGAGAUGAUUUGGACCCCUCAGUGUCGCCGAUGCCCAUGUCCCAUGCACAUGCUGUUGGCCUGGUUCGGUCUCCAGUCAUGCCCUCUCCAGACAACUCACAUUCACAGGAUGGGCUUCUUCCAGGCUCCCCGCAUGGCAUAGCACCCUCCAUGCACCCUCUUCAGACACCUUGCGCCCCUCUUCACUCACCUACCUUCUCUCAUCUGCCUCACCUGCAGGUCCGAGGUCUUCACCCACCUCCUGAAUGCCAGAUACCCUUCCAUCCAGGCAGCGUGCCUCCCUCCAGGCCGACCUACCCCCCUCUUCAGCACAACCUACCAUUCAACGGCCAAGCUAGUCUACCUGGAGCCAGCUCUCAUGUCUAUGAGCGUGUUCCCUUCCAACCUGAGCAAACUGGAUGCCAUCCUUUGGGAAUGGGUAUGAUGUAUGGCUCACCAGUUUCAGCCCCUGUCUCUGUAACCAGUCCUUCAAGCCCCAGCCACUCUCUGGGCUAUCACUGUGCCACCCCAGCUCAGGUGACCUCGCCUACGCACUCCCUUGGUCAACCUGGAAUGCAGGUCCAGCGUUCGCUUGGCUACCAUCCAGUCGAGCAACGUUCGGCUUCAUGCCCAACGCCCUCUAAUGCCCCUGCACAAAUGAUACCAUUGCCCCACUCGGGUCCAUCUUCUCCUCAGCUGCACUCACUGCCCUACCAGUCACCCACCUCUUCUUCUCCCACCAGCAGCCCUCUGGGUGCCCAGCCCUCACCCCAGGCCAGCAGCCCCGUCAUGACAGGGAUUCCUGCUGCAGGACCCAUGGUGCAUCCACUGGCACCACAGCAAGGCCCAUUUACCAGCGAAGGAGAGAGGCUAAACAUUAAGCAGGAGCCAGAGGACAAAGAGCUCACGUUCCGUUCUAUUGGUCUGCAGGAUAUUACACUGGAUGAUGUUAAUGAGAUCAUCGGCAGAGACAUGUCUCAGGCUCCAGGGGUUCACGGAUCCGCAAGCACGCUCGGUCACUCGUAGCCCGGUGUCCACUGCUCUCGUCCACACGGCAGCGUGUCUGCGAGCCUCUGCGAGCUCCGGAUUCAAGAGAUGCAGACAGACACAGCUCUUCCAUCCACACUCAUCUUUUUAGACGAGAAUCAACCCAGCCAGAGAAGAUCUACUGAUUCUGACUGAUUCAUUUAACAAACCAAGCAUCACUCCAGCGAGAAAGAAGAACUUUGGGGGAGAAAAUAAGCGAUCAAACAAAAACACGCUGGAUAAAUGUGUCUACAAUAAUAAUCACAGCACCUAUUCUGAACCGUUUGUCUUUAUCUGUCUCAGCUUCUUCUCUCUUGCAGUAGUUCUCAGGUGCUUUCUUUGUUAUUGUUUUUUUUUUUUUUUGGAUCAGCCAUCUAAAAAAAAAGAGCAAUCUAUGCAGCCCAUAUGCAAUACAAAAAGAAAAUCACAGACCAAAUGUAGCAUAAAGUAUGUAGAUGCUUUGCUCUGGAUUUGGGGAAUUCGGGAGUUAUUUUGAUGAGUUAAAUUAAGCCUGGUCUCAGCAGCGCCCUCUGGAGGACAAGCUGCUGAUAAUGAUAUGCAACAUUCCACACUUUUCUAGUGUUUUUUUUUUGUUUGUUUGUCUGUUUGUUUUUUCAUAAACGAUCACCCUUUCUCCUCUUCAGGUUGAACAAAUGCCUUACACACCUAGCAGAUGGGAUUGACUGAAAAAAAAAGCUUUCAGUAAACUUAUGUUAUAUUCGUUUUUUUUUUUCUUUCUAGGUUUUCUUCUUCAUAAAGCUGAACUCUGUCCCACGA